Linum trigynum is the source of this 4201-nucleotide messenger RNA. The record is from the annotation of a GenBank genome assembly. NCBI's taxonomy places the organism in Eukaryota, Viridiplantae, Streptophyta, Magnoliopsida, Malpighiales, Linaceae.
AAGUACUGACGUCAGGGAUUGAAUAAGCAUUAAGCAAAGGAAGGGGUUGCAUUCAAUUUCCUUAAAAACAGGGGAUUUGAGCUCAUGCGGAAUGAGUGGCAGGAAACUCUUGAUUAAUUGUCCCCUUGUCUCUUUGUGUUAAUGACUUAAAAAGUGCUCUUUUAUUUUUAUUUGUCCCGUCCACCGAUUCCGUGGUGCCGUUACGGCAAAGGUGCUCGGAGUGGUCCUGCCCGGUUCGAUCUCUGGUUUGGAAUGGAAUAUUGGUUCACACAAAAUUGAUUGGACUUUAUUUAUAGAUCUGAUUUGAUUACAACUAGUCAUAUUACAACUAGACCAAACAUUUAUCCCUAUCAUCGGCUGACUCUUGACACCCAAAUGUCGAAUAUCUCUGCCAUUCAAAAUCAAGAUCUGCUGAAAUCAACCAACGAUCUCCAUUAUCAUCGUCGGGUAAUUGCUGUCACCCAACCAUCACCAUCAUCGUUUUUUUCGUUGUCGCCAGGCGCUCAGCCAUUCUGCUAAUGAUGACAUCGAGGGGCAACGAGGUAACGAAAUCGACGAGAGAACAACUUUAUGCAUGCCCUUGUUUGAUGGCAUCAAGGAGGGUCGGAUGGUGGUGCGAGGGGAUGCGAUGCUCGUGCAGGAGGCUGGUUGAGCAAACAAAAUCCAUCAUCUCUGUUUAAAUUCAUUUCCUGAGGAUCAAUCGAAGACGAAUUGUUGUAUAUUUUUUUUCGGGUAAUGCCACAUUUGGUUACUGAGAUUACUAAAUCUUGUCAUGUUUAGUCAUUAGAACAAUUUAAUAUCAAUUUUGGUCACUCGAAUUAUUGAAACAUGUCACAUUUAGUCACUCUCCCGUUAGUUUUUCGUCCAACUUCAUUAAUGGAGUUGGACGGAAACUAACGAGAGAGUGACUAAAUAUGACAUGUUUCAGUAAUUCGAGUGACCAGAGUUGGACGAAGGCUAACGAGAGAGUGACUAAAUGUGACAUGUUUCAGUAAUUUGAGUGACCAAAAUUGAUACUAAAAUUUUCUAGUGACUAUUGACUAAACAUGGCACGUAUCAGUAAUCUCAAUGACCAACUGUGGCAUUUACCCAUUGUUUUCCUAAUAGAGUUGUUUUGAGGAUUUUAUUUCAAUUUCUUGUUUUUAGUAGGUAAAAAACUUUUUUCUUUGAUUAUAAAUCUAUCUGGUUGGUUUUUUGUUUUGACAAGUACUCAAGCUUAAAUCAUAAUGUAAAAUAAGGAAAUAGUAAUAACGAAGGAUAAAUUUUUUUUGGAUCAACCAUUAGCUGGUUCAACCGAUUUGGUCUAGUGUUAGUAACCAAUCAAUCAAUGCUGAUUAAGUGCAAAAUAUCUAAACGGUGCCGGCAGGGGUGCCCUUGUGUCAUAUAUAUAAUUAAAAAUUAUUGAAAGUGGGUUAUAAAAUAUAUUUAACAGGCUAAAAUAAAAAAUGAAAAACCAGCAAACUGCCGCGUAUCUUUAUUCAUAGACGGCAACGACAAACAAACAAAACAAAGCCAUAAAUAAAUGUAUUAAUUAAUCAUUAAUUUUUAUAUCAUGCAUUUUUUAUGAAUAUAUAUAUUAUGGAUAUUCUUUUUUCUUUGACGGAAAUUCUUGGAUAUAUGGCGUGGCGACGGAAAAGGAAACUUUUGACUAUUAGUGCUGGAAAAUAAAAUCGCUGGAUCUAACCCUCCCUCCCUGCCCACACAAUACUACGAAAACAAUGCCGGCCGAGCAUGCCAACAAGAGAAAGAAAAGAAGCCACUUGGAAACUUCCGUCGUCGCCGGCCACGGCGUCGACGGAACCAGCAGCAGCAGCCGAGAUGCAGCAAUUGAUCCAUUCACGAAGCUUCCGGAUGAACUAGCGGUGGAGAUUCUCUCCCGGCUGGGGACGAUGAACCAAGUGGCGAAAUGCAGCAGCCUCGUGUGCAGGCGGUGGCGGAACCUGUGGCGAUCGAUCGACGGCGGGAUUCUGGAUUUCAGCAGCUACGACGACCACCACGAUCGGCGGCCCUUGAGGAAGGGAGCCUACACCGAACCGGAACAACAGCUCCGCUUCGCGAACCGGGUGGACCAAGCGGUUAGUUCGAUUCUUCUCCACCACUGCUGCAAAAAUCUCGACCUGGACGCUUUCAUUAUAGGGUUUGAUUUGUAUGAAUUGGAGGAGGAAGCAUGGAGGUGGGUCGAAUUCGGAUUGAGCAAGAGGGUCAAACAGCUGAGCCUGUUGAACUUCUUCUCCUGGCAUCUCCGGAAUUGGGUCUCGUUGCCCCAAUUGACCCCUGAGUUCCUCGGCAAGCAGGACCUCAGCCGCCUGCAGGUUCUUGAACUCGAGGGAGUGUCGAAGAUCCCGCGAGGAGCAUUGGAUCACAUCUUCUCCAAUUGCUCGUCCUUGCAGCGAUUGGUUCUCCGCGAUUGCAGAUUCUUGUGCCCCGAAGGGGAGCUGGUGAUCAGGGUUUGUUGCCCUGGGAACAACCUCCAGAGCUUGAGCUUGGAGUAUGGAGAAACGCUGUACAAUGUGACCAAGAUCGAGCUCGUCUCUGCUCCGGGUCUCCAGUCGUUCCGGUUCGUUGGUCGAAUCAACCCCAAAGUGGUCGAAUUCGUGGGCGAGCUUCCUCAACUUCGGGAGGCACGGUUUGGUGGGAGAGGGAUUUGUGAACCGCCACACUACCUCCCCUGGUCUCGAUCACAGUUCAGCAAGUUUGCACCUCAACUGGAGCGUCUCGAGAUUGAUCUCGGGAUUUGUCACUUCAUCCCACAUCUGGCUCCUCCCCCAGAAUGGCUGAUGUUUGAGAACCUCACCGUGUUGGAUUUGUUCAUAUACUCUGAGCUCUUUAGCCCGAACAGUUUCUUGGAUGCCACUGUCCUGCUGAGGGCUGCUCCGUUGCUGCACAGAUUGUCGAUAUGGUUCAUGCGGGUAGCAAGACCGCUAGGGCAAUGGAAGUGGCGAGACUUGGCUGCGGUAUCGACGUGGAAGCAUCACUCUCUCCAAGUGCUUCACCUGCACGGUGUGCAUCCUGGAGAGGACAUCCACGUUGUUGGUGGCAGUGCUCGCAAAAUCCAGCUCGAACUCGCUGCUUACAUUAUCAUGAACGCGCCUUCCUUGAACCGUGUACUCAUUGACACCCGCCCCCACCAGCAGAAUAUAGUCCACGCCGAGCAACAAGAAGAUGAAGAAGAAGAAUCCAGGCUGCCACAUCAGGUCGAUGCUGAUGUCUCUGGAGCUAGGAUGGAGUUGGAAACCCAUCUACAAUCCCACUCUGCCAGCCCCCAUAUUCACUUCACUUAUCUAUGACAGAUAAAUUGUCAUCAUAUCGAUACGAGGUGAAGAAGAAUUAGAAGAAGGGUUAUGGUUUUCCGUCGUGUAAAUGAAAUCUUUACUGCCAUGUGAAUGAAUGUAUACCACGAAUCAAAUACAUUUAGAGAUUUUAGUCCAUUGUUAGAGGAUUCAAAGGGAGCAGAAAGGUUUUGCGUUUUGUUUGCAUACAGGCAGAGAGGAGUGCUGUUGUCGAGUGGACAGUGCUCUUUCUGUGAUUGACUAUACCAUCUCAUACCUUUUUACCUUACAUUAAUGGAAAUUGAUCCAUUGUUUUCUUUUACUUCCUUGUGAUCCCGUAACCACAUUCAUUCCUUACUCAUAGCUGCAGGGAGGGAUGUUGCAAGGAGGGUUCUCCAGGAGGUGAGAUUCUCUCCUUUUUUCUCCUGAUUAAGGAGUUGAAUAACAAUUCAUUAUCCCGCGUCAUAGAUUAUGGCAUGAUGAUUUGUGACCAUCAGUUCACGUCAUGAGUAUUCUGACAGUUCUCAUCGCGAUCUCUGUUUCUUUCGGCAGGAGGUAACGCGUGUGCGAUCCAUGGAAAUUGCUGCAACCUAGACCCUGCUUUGCUUACAGCUGAGUACCUAGAGCAAUUGACUUGAUGCUGGCUGCGCAGUUCCACAAACAUUGUUUUCGAAUCCCACUUGUGGCAAAGAUUCGGCUGAGUUCUCUUCUCUUCCUGGGAUACUGCAGGACUCUACGGAGGAGGUUGUACAACAUAGUUUAGUUCUUAUUAUUUUUCCUUUUUCUUCCUUUUUUCAUUUAAAAUGAUUGAGAAAUUCAAAAUUUGUUCUCGUAGUGAUUAUUGGUUAGAUUGAUUGUUACUAGUAGUCGAUUGCUGUUCAAUCUGAAAUUGGAUAGAUGAGGAUUAUUGUCAAUAGAAUGUGGAAGUUUAG